Messenger RNA from Schistocerca gregaria, 3139 nucleotides. RefSeq names its product atrial natriuretic peptide receptor 3. The record is from RefSeq and is a predicted model, not a curated record. NCBI's taxonomy places the organism in Eukaryota, Metazoa, Arthropoda, Insecta, Orthoptera, Acrididae. Bases 2132 to 3139 code for a protein of 335 amino acids. The transcript is spliced from 4 exons. Gene Ontology annotation, molecular function: peptide hormone binding; signaling receptor activity.
ACAGCGUUACCACGUGCCGCGCCAGCGCGCUGCCUCUACCGCCGCCUUGUCCCGUGCGUCGCCCCCGGUCGGUCGCCCCUCUGCCACUUUUCCGUGUGGCACCGCGCGUGUUUACCACCUGUCGCUGCACGUGUUACCUCCGCAGCGCGCGUCCGUCCCGACCGGCGGGACCUACGUCUGGAUCGCGUCGAACGGGAGGCAGUGCCGUCUCGCGCGCCUGACGACGCUGCGAGCGGCAACAGGUGUUUCCGUCUCUAAACACCGGUAUCGAGUUACUCCCCCACAACCAACCUGCCCUAUCAUUACGACGAUACCGCACAAAUACACCCUCUCGUGUUUGACUGCAGUUCUGUGAAAGUGUGUGUGCUCCUACAGAGUAUUCCGUAUUCGUGUUUACACUUAAAAUUUACUACUUCGACAACGAAGGUGAAGUGUCUUGCAGUGCUUACCAUAGCAACGAAGGCAAACUUAAACGAAAUAAAAAGUAACUGUUGACAUAAAUACAAUCACUCUAUUGCUGGUUUGGUGGGGAAAUUUCUUUCCGUAUUGUCGCGAAAAAUGUAGCGCUGCUUUGUGCGUCACGGAGCUCCCAGCAGUUACGUCACACAGCUCAUUCAGUCUCACAUUUGUGUUUGCCGAGUGUCAACACUGUUGUUUGCACAGAGCCUUACAAGUGUUACGAUGAGUGUUGCGUUCUUUGAAACGGUUACUCGAAUGGCGGUUCACAACUGAGUGACCGGAAUCGCUAACCUAUUUGAAACAGCUCGUCUCUUGUUUCACAAGGAAAUACUUGCUGACAUAUAGUUGAAAUACUCAAGGUUCCAGGAAGCAACCUAUCUCGAACUGUCUGUCGCCCCUUAACACGUAUACACAGCGAGUCCGUUUUCUACAAAACGUGAUAGAAUUAUCUUGUGUGUAGCCGCAUUGAAGAUAGUUCGCUAUCCUUUUUUAAAUCGUAUGUAACUCGUAAAAAUUCUGUAAGAUUACGCAACCCAUGCAUGCCAUGUCUACUUCUUUAACACAAUGAUGGAAAUGAUGGAAAAAUGACUCUUGAAGUAUGCGGCGCAUUUCCGUUUACAGGGUGUUACAUUAUUACAGACGGGAGAAAAAAUUAUUUUUUUCCACGUUUCUAUGUAUCUAGAUGAUACGUGGUUGGCAACAAACUUGUGUUAACUUUCCACGUGAAUUUCACUAUAUUUCUAAAAUAAUACUGUCUGUUCUUUAAUUAACUGCAAAGGGAUGUACAAAAUCACUCUUUUGUGCUUUUUAAUACUCAGAACUUUUUUUAAGCAAAGUUUCUGAUUGAUACCUCUUCCGACCUGUUUUGUAAACUUCUUCAAAGCAGCGUUCUCGAAAGGCCGAUUGCAGUAAUUGUCCUAGAUGUUUAUACGAGGUCAAGCUGUAUGUUCUUCGUUGUAAGUGCUUUGUGGUACGUAGUAUCAGCUGAAGACCGCUGAUACGUCAUCACUGGAUGUAACAUGAAGAUCAUUGAGUCGUUGGCUUGUGUUGUUAAACGUCUGUCCAUAUCAGACCAUAGACGUCUCCCUGCCAGUUUUAUUGGGUUGUUGACGUUCUGAAGAGAGUGUUAUUCGUAGUGACAAGUGAUUCGUAGGUUUGGUGACCAACAUCUAAAGACCGAGACCACUGAUCCUCGUUAGGUGUGACGUAACUGUUGUUCAGCGUAAGACACGUUAGCGUGAUAUUCGUUGGAAAUUAUCUCCCAAGUGUUUGCUUAGUAGAGAUCGGAGAUAGCUGUGUGCAAAAAGUGACUAAUCUCCGCUAGAACUUCUUGGUGUCGUAGGUUGGUGGCCACUCUUUCGUCGUGCAAGUGACCGUCAGUCGGAAACUAGGAAUCGCAUUUGAGUGUGGCCAGCACCCAGUGAGUGACGGGCGCUUGUAAACCUCACAGGUAACUGACCAGUGUCCUUGUGGCUGGGAACAGGGAUAUCGCGUCCACCAGUGUGUGAUAUUCCUCUGUUAGCCCGAGAAGUGUGCUGGAGUAAUUGAGUGCCAGUGAGCGGUGGUGCCCGGUGGGGGUGUUAUCAGCCGGCGCCCGCGGCAGCCAGGGGGCUUGGCCGAGGACCGCCUCUGGAGAUGGACGCCGCCUGAUGCCCAGUGCUCCGGCUCCGGGAUGCGGCGCGACCGCGGUGUAUGCUGGAGCGCGCCGGCGCUGCUGCUGGUGCUCCUGCUGCUGGAGGCUCCAGCGGCGUCUGGCUGGGCGACGGCGUUGCUGGACGCCGACUGCCCGCCGUCGGGCGUCGCCGCCUUCAGAGGCGAGUGCAGCAUAGCGCCGGGCGGGCAGCAGUACUCCAGCCGCACGUGCAACUGCACCGACUUCCCCUGCCGCCCCGGGGAGCUGUGCAAGGUGCGCGCGGGCGUGAUCCUGCCGGCCAACUCGAGCGAGUUCUACCCGACGCUGGAGCGCGUGAUGCCGCUGCUGGAGAUGGCCGCCGCGCGCGCGCAGGCCGAGCUCAACGUCUCGUUCGACUUCAUCCAGGCGGACUCGGGCUGCCAGGCGCAGUACUCGUCCGCCAUCGCCGUCGAGCAGUACUCCACCGACUGCGUGCACGUCUUCGUGGGCCCCACCUGCGAGUACGACCUGGCGGUGGUGGCGCGGAUGGCCAAGUUCUGGGGCGUGCCGCUGGUCACCGGCGGGGGAAUGACGCUGGACUACACGUACAAGAAGCAGGACUGCGACAACGAGUACUACAUGCUUGUCCGCACCAGCCAGAUGAGCUUCCGGGACCUCUCCUACAUGAUCAUCGCCGCCAUGCAGCAGUACAACUGGAGCAAAGUAAUGCUCAUCUACGACAGGAACGGCUACCGGGCGCUCUCUGGAGAAGACACGUGCAAAAUGUACAUGCAGACGAUGGUCGGCGCCCUCAAGAACGAAAGCCUCGCGUACGGCGUGUACGACAUCGAGAAGUACCCGGAUCGCAACUACGUGGAGUAUCUGCGAACCGAGCUGGGCUUCACCUACACGAGUGAGUACCCACACCAUCCUAUACACCUUCAAUCGCUAGCUGAGCCCAGUCCAGAUCUACGGUGCGGCAAAGAGUGGCUUCCAACAGCUGCUUGCCAGGAAUACUUCUCUUUUGGUAUACUCUGCCGCCGGUCAACAAGGCCGUCUACUCAUUGA